GCUUUCUCGCACUCAGCUUUCACGCACCUUAGCUAUACAUUGCGUCGUUUCACUGUAGGGAAAGUACGACCUACUGUGUAUGUUGGAUCAAAGAACUUUUUUCUGUGUUCAUCCAUUCCUCCACAGGAGAGAAGAGAUCCUGUGACUCUACAUACCCAGAUACAGAUAUGGAUACAGAUACAGUUACAGAUACAGAGGCACCCAACAAUUCAAUGGGCCAUCUUGCUUUUGGAAAGUGAUGAUGGGCAUACCGGGAGGAAUAAGAGUGGGGAGGGACUGAUACAAGUCUUCAUAAGAUGAGAUCCUUUUGUGUUGGGAGCUUCCAUUUCUCUCUGCAAAGUUUGCUUUUUGCUCCUCCAUUAGCAAGAGCCGAUCUCAUGCCUGGAGAGAAAAUCUAGGGAGUAUAGAGGCCGCCAUGAAUGAUUCUCGAGGAAAGAUUAGAUUUUGGGGCAUGGGUUUUCCCAACGGUGUCGUCAUCAUCAUAUUUGUUAGGCUUGAUCAGAUGAUUUCGACCUAGAAAGGUGGAGAAAUCAGGGUAGCGGACAAAUCAUAACCCAAAUCUGUGAUCAGGCUCAUAGGCUCGUAGGCUCAUAGGGAUCUCUGCUCUCCAGAAUGGGAAGGACACGUUUUGUAGCUUGCUUGGAAUUCAUUUCUACUGCUGCACAUGUACGGGUGAAUGGCAUGGAUUAGAGGAGUUCACUUCAUAAUGAUGAUUGUUCUUUUCCUUUCUCUAGAUACGACCUAAGAAAGGCCUUUCUUUAUUUUACGUGUAAACCUAGACCUUAUCUUUUGGAAGGCCAUGUCCAACAUGACAAGCGCAUCCGGAGAAGCCAGUGCAAGCAUUUCUUCUGAUAACUACACCGCCGGACACACAUCUCGUGCCAAGAGAAAAAGGAAUUUACCAGGAAACCCAGACCCAGAUGCGGAAGUAAUAGCUCUAUCGCCCAACAGUCUAAUGGCGACGAAUCGGUUCGUAUGCCAAGUGUGUAACAAGGGAUUUCAGCGAGAUCAAAAUCUGCAGCUUCACAGACGGGGUCAUAAUCUUCCAUGGAAGCUGCGGCAGCGGAGCGGGAAAGAGAGCAGAAAAAGAGUGUACAUAUGUCCCGAAUCAAGCUGUGUUCAUCACAAUCCCUCAAGAGCUCUGGGCGACCUCACUGGUAUCAAGAAGCAUUUCUCUCGAAAACAUGGAGAAAAGAAAUGGAAGUGUGACAAAUGCAGCAAAACAUAUGCUGUUCAGUCGGACUGGAAGGCUCAUUCCAAAACAUGUGGUACUCGGGAGUACCGAUGCGACUGCGGAACCCUCUUCUCUAGGAGGGACAGCUUUAUCACCCACCGAGCUUUCUGCGAUGCGCUGGCUCAGGAGAAGGCAAUAAUGACCUUACCAAACAUCGACAUGAGUUCCUCUUCCUCUUCCUCUUCUUGCGCUGCUGCAGCAAUCUCCUAUUCUCCUUUGGGAAUAAUGUCAUCAGAUGAGAAUGGAAGAGUGCCAUUGUGGUUGGGUAGUGGAACAGAUCCUUCAAAUCCCAUGGACAUGGGCAUUUCUCGUUCCUUUCUUUCUGCACAGCCGCCAAAACCCAUGCUACCUCCCUCAGAUUAUGAUGAUACAGCGGGACAGAAUCCUUCUUUAGCUGGACUAUCAUGGCCAUUGACAUCGUCGUCUACCAUGGGAAGUCUUUAUUCAAGUCUUUUCAAUCCAGGAUCUAGUCAGGUUCCAGGAAAUCUGAAUGCCAUGGAUUUAUCAAGUGGAAUGCCCAGUGCUAUGGAGUUGGAAGAAGGGGCCACAAACUGGAGCUCCAGACGGUUCCCAUCUGCAGUCAUGGCAAGCAAUGAUAUGACUAUGAGCCUUCCCAGCAUGUACGGCCAUCACUGUAGUGAAGGAUUUGCUAACAUUUCUCAGAUGUCAGCUACAGCUUUGCUACAGAAAGCAGCACAAAUGGGUGCAAAGCCCAGCAGUUCAUCAUAUUCGGCAGCUUCCAUGGAGAGGCAGAGCGAAAAACAGCACCGAGGAGAAAUGGUAUCUAGUUUUGUGCACUCACAUUCAGAAACAAUGGACAAUACUGAAAAAGCCAAUGCAGGCCUCCAAGAUAUGAUGAAAUAUUCUUGUCUUGGAUUGUUCAAUGUAGAAAAAGGCUUCGAUGGUAUGUUGCAAACAUUUGGGGAAAGCAAUCUAGCAGCUUCUGAGGUGGCUUAUGGUGGGCUUAUCGAAAGGUUGGCUCCUAGGAAUAUCAACAUUGCACGUUUUCCCCAACAUAAAUCUAAGUUGCAGGUGGAGAAAAAUGUAAACCCAGCAGGAGAAGAAUGUGAGGGAGUAACGAGGGAUUUCCUGGGCGUAAGCUAUACAAAUGCACAUUUUCAUACGUAGGUAAGUAGUGUUAGCUCUUCAUCAACUGUUUCAAUUAAACGAUCAUGGUCGGUUAUUUUAUAGCUCAUUUCUCAAGAUUGGUUUCACUUCUACUCUCUCACAUUGUACUGUAACUAAAAAUUUCUCAGUACUCUUACCUUGUCAGCUGGGUUUGCUUGCUCUACCAUUGCCUCCUCUCCCAUAAAAGCCCACAAUACAAGCAAAUUCCAUCACCGCGAUACACAUUCAAUUCAUAACACAAGCAAAUCUGUCGUUAUUAUUUCAUCUGUAAAAGCUUUAACGGUAGAUUUCGUUCUCUCUCUGAACUUCUUGUAACAUAGGCCAUGAUUUCUUACUUUCUUCUAGUAUCCAUUGAAUUACGCAGUUACUGCAACGUCCUUGUACUUCCUAUGAGCAUUAGAAAUAGCCAUGAACAGAUGCUUCAGAUCAUUCUAUAAUAGGUACGCUAUAUAUUAGUAUUUGUCUUCCAUGUUUCUGGCAACACUAUGCAUAUAUUUCAAGAAUU
Cryptomeria japonica (Japanese cedar) is the source of this 2867-nucleotide messenger RNA. RefSeq names its product zinc finger protein GAI-ASSOCIATED FACTOR 1. Lineage: Eukaryota; Viridiplantae; Streptophyta; Pinopsida; Cupressales; Cupressaceae. The coding region runs from base 800 to 2362 and encodes 520 amino acids. The record is from RefSeq and is a predicted model, not a curated record. Gene Ontology annotation, molecular function: DNA-binding transcription factor activity. Gene Ontology annotation, cellular component: nucleus. The transcript is spliced from 3 exons.